Salvelinus fontinalis (brook trout) is the source of this 13494-nucleotide messenger RNA. RefSeq names its product patatin-like phospholipase domain-containing protein 2. Lineage: Eukaryota; Metazoa; Chordata; Actinopteri; Salmoniformes; Salmonidae. Gene Ontology annotation, cellular component: membrane; lipid droplet; cytoplasm. The transcript is spliced from 9 exons. Gene Ontology annotation, biological process: triglyceride catabolic process; positive regulation of triglyceride catabolic process; lipid homeostasis. The record is from RefSeq and is a predicted model, not a curated record. Gene Ontology annotation, molecular function: triacylglycerol lipase activity. The coding region runs from base 397 to 2010 and encodes 537 amino acids.
CAGAGAGGAACGAAAGUGCCAGAGAAGGAACACAGCUUUCAAUGACAGAUGUUGAACAGUUUCGCCUGGAUAAAGUGAUUGUUUUUGGACAAAUACGUUACUAUUUCUAACAGGCAAUUGUCUUACAAAAAGAAUAAACGUGUGAGGAAGGGAAUGGUGAAGAUGUCCUCAAGAACAGAAAGACAAUCAACUUGUUGACAGUCAGUCGAGUGUUGAACUAUAUGAAAACAGACAGAUCGCUCAGAGAACGACAAGGAGACAACAACUACCAAUAACAUUUCCCACACAUUUUGAACAUUCAAAUACUGUGGUAUUACGAGCAUUUUAGAUAACUAGUUGUGAACUUUUGCAGAGCUUUCGGACUUAAGUCGGCUGUCUCUCAGAUAGCAGCUAGCUAUGUUUCCUCUAGAUUCUACGUGGAACAUUUCCUUUGCAGGUUGCGGUUUCUUGGGGAUCUAUCAUAUCGGUGUAGCGAGUUGUCUACUGGAACAAUGUCCUUUUCUAGUCCACAACGCCCGCCACAUCUACGGCGCAUCGGCAGGGGCGCUCACCGCAUCUGCGCUGGUCACCGGAGCGUGUUUAGGUGAGGCAGGUGCCAACAUCAUUGAUGUGGCUAAGGAUGCCCGGAAGCGUUUCCUAGGACCCAUGCACCCAUCCUUCAACCUGGUCAAGAUCAUGCGUAACAUGCUGUAUAAAACCUUGCCACCCGAUGCCCACCACAGUGCCACGGGAAGGCUGGGCAUUUCACUGACCAGGGUGACCGACGGAGAGAACGUCUUGGUGUCCCACUUCAAUAGCAAGGAGGAGCUGGUGCAGGCCUGUGUCUGCAGUGCCUACAUCCCUGUGUACUGUGGACUGAUCCCCCCUACACUACAGGGUGUGCGUUACGUGGACGGUGGUAUCAGUGAUAAUCUGCCUCAGUAUGAGCUAAAGAACACCAUCACUGUGUCUCCGUUCUCUGGAGAGAGUGACAUCUGUCCUAGAGAUAGAUCCACCAACAUGCAUGAACUACGAUUCACCAACACCUCCAUCCAGUUUACACUCACCAACCUCUACAGAGUGUCCAGAGCUCUGUUCCCCCCUGAGCCACAGGUUAUGAAGACCAUGUGUAAACAGGGGUAUAAAGACGCUCUCCACUUCCUGAAGAAGAACGGACUUCUGAAUCACCCAGGACCCCACAGACCUCUGAUAGCUGACGGUGAGGAUGAGGAAGAUGACAUCAUGAAUGAUGAUGAUGAUGAUGACGAAGAGCACGAGGAGCAUCAUGUAGAGAACGAGAUCAGACCCAGCGAGGAUGGGGUAGUGGUAAACCCCUCCCAAUCCAAAUCCGCCGUUGAGGAUCACAUCUUCGAGCAUCUGCCACCCAGACUACACAAAGCUUUGGUGGAAGCCUGCAAGGAGAGAUACAGUCUGGUCCAGUCGCUAAGCAACCUGCUGCCAGUCAGGAUGAUGACGACUAUGAUGCUUCCCUACACCCUCCCCCUGGAGUCUGCUCUGUCCAUGACUGUUAGACUGUUAGAAUGGCUGCCUGAUGUGCAGGAGGACGUAGGAUGGAUUGGAGAACAAACGAUGAAGAUGCUACAGUGUGCUGUGGCACGGGCCACCAAGACUGUGUCCAACAGGGUCUCUGCAAAGUUUUCCUACCAAUUCGAGCUGCGUCACUGCCAGUCGCUGCCUGCCCAGCUCAUCCCUUCCAGCCUGCUCCCAAGAUGGGUGAGUGGAGGCAGCUCCUCUAUCCUGGAUGUUAUCAGUCGUUUGGACCAGUACCAGAGGCAGCUGCUGCCGGGAUUCUUCUGUGUUAACCUGGACCUCCAGGGUUCCUUCUACACCGGGGGGCCCACGGGAAGGAGCCCAGUCCCAGGAGGGUCCACCAGACCUGGGGAAGGAGGACCAGCCCUGGCCCUUACAUCCCCCAUCAUAAACCCAGAGGAGGUAGAGGGGAUGGGGCUGAUGAUGAGGAGGCUGAGUGAAAACCACAACUCUACUGUGGCUCUUCCCGCCUCACUAUAGUAAUAUAAUGUCAUUCAGGAGACACUGAGGGCCCCAUUUAGUAUUACAGACAGAUUCUAAUAACAAGCCAGGUAGACAGGUAUAACAGGUAUAAGAGCCAGGUAGACACCUUCAAAUAAAAAGGGACAGUAUACCAACAUGUCUUGUCUCAUCAUCGAUGACACAGUGCCUUGUUCGAACAUUUUAUUCACUCACUUCCUCAUUGGGAUGCCGAGGAUACCAUGGAACCUACAGGAAACCGUUGAUCUGCAUCGUGUCAAUGUGACUUACAAGACAUUUAAAAACAACUUAUAUAUUAAAGUCAUUAAGAUGACUGUUGAUACCAAUCAUGUUCAAGAACUAGGGAUGUUACCGAUGAACCGUUUAACCGAUUAGCUCGCACCGAAAAUACAUUUCACCUGGGUCAUGCUUAUCGUUCUAUUAGGUUCAUUUCAAUCAUUUUGUGGAAUUAAAAUUGCCACGUGUGUAUUUCAGUUAGUCAUCGUGCAUUUUAUUUGUCACAUGUGCACAUCAUACAGAGACUAGUUAGAGGACUAUCACCUGUCAGACAGAGACUAGUUAGAGGAAUAUCACCUGUCAGACAGAGACUAGUUAGAGGAAUAUCACCUGUCAGACAGAGACUAGUUAGAGGAAUAUCACCUGUCAGACAGAGACUAGUUAGAGGAAUAUCACCUGUCAGACAGAGACUAGUUAGAGGAAUAUCACCUGUCAGACAGAGACUAGUUAGAUGAAUACCACCUGUCAGACAGAGACUAGUUAGAUGAAUAUCACCUGUCAGACAGAGACUAGUUAGAGGAGAGGAAUAUCACCUGUCAGACAGAGACUAGUUAGAGGAAUAUCACCUGUCAGACAGAGACUAGUUAGAUUAAUAUCACCUGUCAGACAGAGACUAGUUAGAGGAAUACCACCUGUCAGACAGAGACUAGUUAGAUGAAUAUCACCUGUCAGACAGAGACUAGUUAGAGGAGAGGAAUAUCACCUGUCAGACAGAGACUAGUUAGAGGAAUAUCACCUGUCAGACAGAGACUAGUUAGAUGUAUAUCACCUGUCAGACAGAGACUAGUUAGAGGAGAGGAAUAUCACCUGUCAGACAGAGACUAGUUAGAUGAAUACCACCUGUCAGACAGAGACUAGUUAGAUGAAUAUCACCUGUCAGACAGAGACUAGUUAGAUUAAUAUCACCUGUCAGACAGAGACUAGUUAGAUGAAUAUCACCUGUCAGACAGAGACUAGUUAGAUGAAUAUCACCUGUCAGACAGAGACUAGUUAGAGGAAUAUCACCUGUCAGACAGAGACUAGUUAGAGGAGAGGAAUAUCACCUGUCAGACAGAGACUAGUUAGAUUAAUAUCACCUGUCAGACAGAGACUAGUUAGAUGAAUAUCACCUGUCAGACAGAGACUAGUUAGAUGAAUAUCACCUGUCAGACAGAGACUAGUUAGAUGAAUAUCACCUGUCAGACAGAGACUAGUUAGAUGAAUAUCACCUGUCAGACAGAGACUAGUUAGAUGAAUAUCACCUGUCAGACAGAGACUAGUUAGAUGAAUAUCACCUGUCAGACAGAGACUAGUUAGAUGAAUGCCACCUGUCAGACAGAGACUAGUUAGAGGAGAGGAAUAUCACCUGUCAGACAGAGACUAGUUAGAGGAGAGGAAUAUCACCUGUCAGACAGAGACUAGUUAGAGGAAUAUCACCUGUCAGACAGAGACUAGUUAGAGGAAUAUCACCUGUCAGACAGAGACUAGUUAGAUGAAUAUCACCUGUCAGACAGAGACUAGUUAGAGGAAUAUCACCUGUCAGACAGAGACUAGUUAGAUGAAUACCACCUGUCAGACAGAGACUAGUUAGAGGAAUAUCACCUGUCAGACAGCAUACAGAGACUAGUUAGAUGAAUAUCACCUGUCAGACAGAGACUAGUUAGAGGAGAGGAAUAUCACCUGUCAGACAGAGACUAGUUAGAUGUAUAUCACCUGUCAGACAGAGACUAGUUAGAGGAGAGGAAUAUCACCUGUCAGACAGAGACUAGUUAGAGGAGAGGAAUAUCACCUGUCAGACAGAGACUAGUUAGAUGAAUACCACCUGUCAGACAGAGACUAGUUAGAGGAGAGGAAUAUCACCUGUCAGACAGAGACUAGUUAGAGGAAUAUCACCUGUCAGACAGACUAGUUAGAUUAAUACCACCUGUCAGACAGAGACUAGUUAGAGGAGAGGAAUAUCACCUGUCAGACAGAGACUAGUUAGAGGAGAGGAAUAUCACCUGUCAGACAGAGACUAGUUAGAGGAAUAUCACCUAUCAGACAGACUAGUUAGAUGAAUACCACCUGUCAGACAGACUAGUUAGAGGAGAGGAAUAUCACCUGUCAGACAGAGACUAGUUAGAGGAGAGGAAUAUCACCUGUCAGACAGAGACUAGUUAGAGGAGAUUAAUCAAUGAAUCAAGAUCAAUCUCAACUCAUAAAGCGCCUCCCAUUCGCCAUUCAAAUGCACAGGCUAUAGUCUGCCUACCAGCUGGAGGCAGUACAUUGUAACGUGAGCUGGAGGCAGUAUAAGGUAAUGUGAGCUGGAGACGGUAUAACGUAACGUGAGCUGGAGACGGUAUAACGUAACGUGAGCUGGAGACAGUAUAAUGUAAUGUGAGCUGGAGGCAGUAUAAUGUGAGCUGGAGGCAGUAUAAUGUGAGCUGGAGGCAGUAUAACGUAACGUGAGCUGGAGGCAGUAUAAUGUAAUGUGAGCUGGAGGCAGUAUAAUGUGAGCUGGAGGCAGUAUAAUGUGAGCUGGAGGCAGUAUAACGUAACGUGAGCUGGAGGCAGUAUAACGUAACGUUAGCUGGAGGCAGUAUAAUGUAACGUGAGCUGGAGGCAGUAUAACGUAACGUGAGCUGGAGGCAGUAUAACGUAACGUGAGCUGGAGGCAGUAUAAUGUAACGUGAGCUGGAGACGGUAUAAUGUAACGUGAGCUGGAGACGGUAUAAUGUAACGUGAGCUGGAGGCAGUAUAAUGUAACGUGAGCUGGAGGCAGUAUAACGUAACGUGAGCUGGAGGCAGUAUAACGUAACGUGAGCUGGAGGCAGUAUAAUGUGAGCUGGAGGCAGUAUAACGUAAUGUGAGCUGGAGGCAGUAUAAUGUGAGCUGGAGGCAGUAUAAUGUGAGCUGGAGGCGGUAUAACGUAAUGUGAGCUGGAGGCAGUAUAAUGUAACGUGAGCUGGAGGCAGUAUAACGUAACGUGAGCUGGAGGCAGUAUAACGUAACGUGAGCUGGAGGCAGUAUAACGUAACGUGAGCUGGAGGCAGUAUAACGUAACGUGAGCUGGAGGCAGUAUAACGUAAUGUGAGCUGGAGGCAGUAUAACGUAACGUGAGCUGGAGGCAGUAUAACGUAACGUGAGCUGGAGGCAGUAUAAUGUAACGUGAGCUGGAGGCAGUAUAACGUAACGUGAGCUGGAGGCAGUAUAAUGUAACGUGAGCUGGAGGCAGUAUAACGUAACGUGAGCUGGAGGCAGUAUAAUGUAAUGUGAGCUGGAGACAGUAUAACGUAACGUGAGCUGGAGACAGUAUAACGUAAUGUGAGCUGGAGGCAGUAUAACGUAAUGUGAGCUGGAGACAGUAUAACGUAACGUGAGCUGGAGACAGUAUAACGUAACGUGAGCUGGAGGCAGUAUAAUGUAACGUGAGCUGGAGACAGUAUAACGUAACGUGAGCUGGAGGCGGCAUAACGUGAGCUGGAGGCAGUAUAACGUGAGCUGGAGGCAGUAUAACGUAACGUGAGCUGGAGGCAGUAUAAUGUAACGUGAGCUGGAGGCAGUAUAAUGUAACGUGAGCUGGAGGCAGUAUAAUGUAACGUGAGCUGGAGGCAGUAUAAUGUAACGUGAGCUGGAGGCAGUAUAACGUAACGUGAGCUGGAGGCAGUAUAACGUAAUGUGAGCUGGAGGCAGUAUAACGUAACGUGGAGGCAGUAUAACGUAACGUGAGCUGGAGGCAGUAUAAUGUGAGCUGGAGGCAGUAUAAUGUAACGUGAGCUGGAGACGGUAUAAUGUAACGUGAGCUGGAGGCAGUAUAAUGUAACGUGAGCUGGAGGCAGUAUAAUGUAAUGUGAGCUGGAGGCAGUAUAACGUAAUGUGAGCUGGAGGCAGUAUAAUGUAAUGUGGAGGCAGUAUAAUGUAAUGUGAGCUGGAGGCAGUAUAAUGUAAUGUGAGCUGGAGGCAGUAUAACGUAAUGUGAGCUGGAGGCAGUAUAAUGUGAGCUGGAGGCAGUAUAACGUAACGUGAGCUGGAGGCAGUAUAAUGUGAGCUGGAGGCAGUAUAACGUAAUGUGAGCUGGAGGCAGUAUAAUGUAAUGUGAGCUGGAGGCAGUAUAACGUAAUGUGAGCUGGAGGCAGUAUAAUGUGAGCUGGAGGCAGUAUAAUGUGAGCUGGAGGCAGUAUAACGUAAUGUGAGCUGGAGGCAGUAUAAUGUAACGUGAGCUGGAGGCAGUAUAACGUAACGUGAGCUGGAGGCAGUAUAACGUAACGUGAGCUGGAGGCAGUAUAACGUAACGUGAGCUGGAGGCAGUAUAACGUAACGUGAGCUGGAGGCAGUAUAACGUAACGUGAGCUGGAGGCAGUAUAACGUAACGUGAGCUGGAGGCGGUAUAAUGUAACGUGAGCUGGAGGCAGUAUAACGUAAUGUGAGCUGGAGGCAGUAUAACGUAACGUGAGCUGGAGGCAGUAUAAUGUAACGUGAGCUGGAGGCAGUAUAACGUAAUGUGAGCUGGAGACGGUAUAAUGUAACGUGAGCUGGAGACGGUAUAACGUAACGUGUGCUGGAGGCAGUAUAACGUAACGUGAGCUGGAGACGGUAUAACGUGAGCUGGAGGCGGUAUAAUGUAACGUGAGCUGGAGGCAGUAUAACGUAACGUGUGCUGGGGGCAGUAUAAUGACCAUCCUGGUUAUAUUAUCAACCCAUCCUGGUCAUAAUAUCAACCCAUCCUGGUCAUAUUAUCAACCCAUCCUGGUUAUAUUAUCAACCCAUCCUGGUCAUAUUAUCAACCCAUCCUGGUCAUAUUAUCAACCAUCAACCCAUCCUGGUCAUAUUAACAACCCAUCCUGGUCAUAUUAUCAACCCAUCCUGGUCAUAUUAUCAUCCCAUCCUGGUCAUAUUAUCAACCCAUCCUGGUCAUAUUAACAACCCAUCCUGGUCAUAUUAUCAACCCAUCCUGGUCAUAUUAUCAACCAUCAACCCAUCCUGGUCAUAUUAACAACCCAUCCUGGUCAUAUUAUCAACCAUCAACCCAUCCUGGUCAUAUUAUCAACCCAUCCUGGUCAUAAUAUCAUCCCAUCCUGGUCAUAUUAACAACCCAUCCUGGUCAUAUUAUCAACCCAUCCUGGUCAUAUUAACAACCCAUCCUGGUCAUAUUAUCAACCCAUCCUGGUCAUAUUAUCAACCCAUCCUGGUCAUAUUAUCAACCCAUCCUGGUCAUAUUAUCAACCCAUCCUGGUCAUAUUAUCAACCCAUCCUAGUCAUCAUCAACCCAUCCUGGUCAUAUUAUCAACCCAUCCUAGUCAUCAUCAACCCAUCCUGGUCAUAUUAUCACAACCCAUCCUGGUCAUAUUAUCACAACCCAUCCUGGUCAUAUUAUCAACCCAUCCUGGUCGUAUUAACAACCCAUCCUGGUCAUAUUAUCACAACCCAUCCUGGUCAUAUUAUCACAACCCAUCCAGGUCAUAUUAUCAACCCAUCCUGGUCAUAUUAUCACAACCCAUCCUGGUCGUAUUAACAACCCAUCCUGGUCGUAUUAACAACCCAUCCAACCCAUCCUGGUCAUAUUAUCACAACCCAUCCUGGUCAUAUUAUCAACCCAUCCUAGUCAUCAUCAACCCAUCCUGGUCAUAUUAACAACCCAUCCUGGUCAUAUUAUCACAACCCAUCCUGGUCAUAUUAUCACAACCCAUCCUGGUCAUAUUAUCAACCCAUCCUGGUCAUAUUAACAACCCAUCCUGGUCAUAUUAUCACAACCCAUCCUGGUCAUAUUAUCAACCCAUCCUAGUCAUCAUCAACCCAUCCUGGUCAUAUUAACAACCCAUCCAACCCAUCCUGGUCAUAUUAUCACAACCCAUCCUGGUCAUAUCAUUAACCCAUCCUGGUCAUAUUAACAACCCAUCCUGGUCAUAUUAUCAACCCAUCCAACCCAUCCUGGUCAUAUUAUCAACCCAUCCAACCCAUCCUGGUCAUAUUAUCAACCCAUCCAACCCAUCCUGGUCAUAUUAUCAACCCAUCCAACCCAUCCUGGUCAUAUUAUCAACCCAUCCUGGUCAUAUUAUCAACCCAUCCAACCCAUCCUGGUCGUAUUAACAACCCAUCCUGGUCAUAUUAUCAACCCAUCCUGGUCAUAUUAUCAACCCAUCCUGGUCAUAUUAUCAACCCAUCCUGGUCAUAUUAACAACCCAUCCUGGUCAUAUUAUCAACCCAUCCAACCCAUCCUGGUCAUAUUAUCAACCCAUCCAACCCAUCCUGGUCGUAUUAUCAACCCAUCCUGGUCAUAUUAUCAACCCAUCCUGGUCAUAUUAACAACCCAUCCUGGUCAUAUUAUCAACCCAUCCAACCCAUCCUGGUCAUAUUAUCAACCCAUCCAACCCAUCCUGGUCGUAUUAUCAACCCAUCCUGGUCAUAUUAUCAACCCAUCCAACCCAUCCUGGUCGUAUUAACAACCCAUCCUAGUUGUUGCUAUUAGAUUCCUCCCCUUUCUAAGUUUCUAAUGGAGAUGUUUAUCUCUGUCACGUCUGGAAUCUCUCCCGUCAGGUGUGCUGAUUAGAAUUGUGGUUCCCCAGUGAAUUGCAUUCUGGUAAAUGUUUGAAAAUUAGGUUUUUAUUAUCUGUUUAAUUCCAGGAGUUGUUCAAUAUAUCCUUUUGACUGUAAGACGAUAAGCAUCCGGUCAUGUAUAUACAGAUCUCUGAUUGUUUUUGCUGUUGGUCACGUCAUUUUAAUGUUUGGAAAGUGUGUCAGUUAAUGAGGAUCAGUUAGUUGACAGCAAAAUCUGAUCUGAUCUCAUCCGAUCUGAUCUGAUCUGAUCUCAUCCGAUCUGAUCUGAUCUGAUCUCAUCCGAUCUCAUCUGAUCUCAUCUGAUCUCAUCUGAUCUCAUCUGAUCUCAUCUGAUCUCAUCUCAUCCGAUCUGAUCUGAUCUGAUCUGAUCUGAUCUCAUCCGAUCUCAUCUGAUCUGAUCUGAUCUCAUCUGAUCUCAUCUCAUCUGAUCUCAUCUGAUCUGAUCUCAUCUGAUCUGAUCUGAUCUGAUCUCAUCCGAUCUCAUCUGAUCUGAUCUGAUCUCAUCUCAUCUCAUCUCAUCUCAUCUGAUCUGAUCUGAUCUCAUCUCAUCUCAUCUGAUCUGAUCUCAUCUCAUCUGAUCUCAUCUCAUCUGAUCUGAUCUCAUCUGAUCUAUUUUACACCGUGUCUUAUAUUGACAUGUACUACUUGUUAUUAUUAUUAGGGUGUCAGGUAGCCUAGUGGUUAGAUGGUAGGGACGGCAGGUAGCCUAGUGGUUAGAUGGUAGGGGCGGUAGGUAGCCUAGUGGUUAGAUGGUAGGGGCGGUAGGUAGCCUAGUGGUUAGAUGGUAGGGGCGGCAGGUAGCCUAGUGGUUAGAUGGGAGGGGCGGCAGGUAGCCUAGUGGUUAGAUGGUAGGGACGGCAGGUAGUCUAGUGGUUAGAGCGUAGAGGCGGCAGGUAGCCUAGUGGUUAGAGUGGAGGGGCGGCAGGUAGCCUAGUGGUUAGAGCGUUGGACUAGUAACCAGCAGGUAGCCUAGUGGUUAGAGCGUUGGACUUGUAACCAGCAGGUAGCCUAGUGGUUAGAGCGUUGGACUUGUAACCAGCAGGUAGCCUAGUGGUUAGAGCAGUGGACUAGUAACCAGCAGGUAGCCUAGUGGUUAGAGCGUUGGACUAGUAACCAGCAGGUAGCCUAGUGGUUAGAGCGUUGGACUAGUAACCAGCAGGUAGCCUAGUGGUUAGAGCGUUGGGACUAGUAACCAGCAGGUAGCCUAGUGGUUAGAGUGUUGGACUAGUAACCAGCAGGUAGCCUAGUGGUUAGAGUGUUGGACUAGUAACCAGCAGGUAGCCUAGUGGUUAGAGCGUUAGACUUGUAACCAGCAGGUAGCCUAGUGGUUAGAGCGUUGGACUAGUAACCAGCAGGUAGCCUAGUGGUUAGAGCGUUGGACUAGUAACCAGCAGGUAGCCUAGUGGUUAGAGCGUUGGACUAGUAACCAGCAGGUAGCCUAGUGGUUAGAGCGUUGGACUUGUAACCAGCAGGUAGCCUAGUGGUUAGAGUGUUGGACUAGUAACCAGCAGGGAGCCUAGUGGUUAGAGCGUUGGACUAGUAACCAGCAGGUAGCCUAGUGGUUAGAGCGUUGGACUAGUAACCAGCAGGUAGCCUAGUGGUUAGAGCGUUGGACUAGUAACCAGCAGGUAGCCUAGUGGUUAGAGCGUUGGACUAGUAACCAGCAGGUAGCCUAGUGGUUAGAGCGUUGGACUAGUAACCAGCAGGUAGCCUAGUGGUUAGAGCGUUGGACUUGUAACCGAAAGGUCAGCGGAGGUCAGCGGAGUCAAUCACCACCUUCCGGAAACACCUGAAACACCACCUCUUUAAUGAAUACCUAGGAUAGGAUACAGUAAUCCUUCUAACCCCCCCCCCCCCCCCUUAAAAGAUUUAGAUGCACUAUUGUAAAGUGGUUGUUCCACUGGAUGUCAUUAGGUGAAUGCACCAACUUGUAAGUCGCUCUGGAUAAGAGCGUAUGCUAAAUGACUUAAAUGUAAAUGUAAAUGUAAGAUCGAAUCCCUGAGCAGACAAGGUAAAAAUCUGUUGUUCUGCCCCCUGAACAAGGCACGGCCUGUUCCUAGGCCGUCAUUGAAAAUAAGAAUUUGUUCUUAACUGACUUGCCUAGUUAAACAAAGAAUGAUCUAAAGUCAAUAAGGAGGGAUAUCCCUCUUACUUAUUUUUAUUGAGUCGCGAUGAUGACAACAUCACUUGUUUAAGACCUUUGCCUUUACAUGGAGUUUAAAAGAAAUGGGCCAGUCAGGAUGAUGACCCUACUUUGAUGACCCAAACUGAUCCGUUCCAGAUUAGAACAGGAGUUAGACGAAGGGGGUAUGACCCAAACUGAUCCGUUCCAGAUUAGAACAGGAGUUAGACGAAGGGGGUAUGACCCAAACUGAACCGUUUCAGAUUAGAACUGGAGUUAGACGAAGGGGGUAUGACCCAAACUGAUCCGUUCCAGAUUAGAACAGGAGUUAGACGAAGGGGGUAUGACCCAAACUGAACCGUUUCAGAUUAUAACAGGAGUUAGACGAAGGGGGUAUGAACCAAACUGAUCCGUUUCAGAUUAUAACAGGAGUUAGACGAAGGGGGUAUGACCCAAACUGAACCGUUUCAGAUUAGAACUGGAGUUAGACGAAGGGGGUAUGACCCAAACUGAACCGUUUCAGAUUAGAACAGGAGUUAGACGAAGGGGGUAUGACCCAAACUGAACCGUUUCAGAUUAUAACAGGAGUUAGACGAAGGGGGUAUGAACCAAACUGAUCCGUUUCAGAUUAUAACAGGAGUUAGACGAAGGGGGUAUGACCCAAACUGAACCGUUUCAGAUUAGAACUGGAGUUAGACGAAGGGGGUAUGACCCAAACUGAUCCGUUCCAGAUUAUAGCAGGAGUUAGACGAAGGGGGUAUGACCCAAACUGAUGGAAUGUAGUUACACCAGUCAGCACACUGUCUCUACUCAAACACAGGACUGUGUUCGGCAGGGCACACCGACGCAAACCUUUUUCAAACGGACAACGAAAACAAAAAAAGCAUGUUUUUUUUGUUGGACGUUUCACUCUGUUUCAGAGUAUUAUCUAAUGUUAGGUGCCAAGUGAACGACCCAGCAGCUCUGCUGUUUGGACAGAAGGCGCCAACAGACCUGAGAAAAGACCAAGGACACAAUAAGGGAAAAGAGUUCGAUAUAACUAAUGACUAUAAGAGACUCUAUGCAAUACCUGGGCUCUAUUAGAGCUCGGUAUGACUAGUGACUAUAAGAGACUCUAUGCAGUACCUGGGCUCUAUUAGAGCUCGGUAUGACUAAUGACUAUAAGAGACUCUAUGCAAUACCUGGGCUCUAUUAGAGCUCGGUAUGACUAGUGACUAUAAGAGACUCUAUGCAGUACCUGGGCUCUAUUAGAGCUCGGUAUGACUAGUGACUAUAAGAGACUCUAUGCAGUACCUGGGCUCUAUUAGAGCUCGGUAUGACUAAUGACUAUAAGAGACUCUAUGCAGUACCUGGGCUCUAUUAGAGCUCGGUAUGACUAGUGACUAUAAGAGACUCUAUGCAGUACCUGGGCUCUAUUAGAGCUCGGUAUGACUAUAAGAGACUCUAUGCAGUACCUGGGCUCUAUUAGAGCUCGGUAUGACUAGUGACUAUAAGAGACUCUAUGCAGUACCUGGGCUCUAUUAGAGCUCGGUAUGACUAGUGACUAUAAGAGACUCUAUGCAGUACCUGGGCUCUAUUAGAGCUCGGUGUGACUAGUGACUAUAAGAGACUCUUUGCAGUACCUGGGCUCUAUUAGAGCUCGGUAUGACUAGUGACUAUAAGAGACUCUAUGCAAUACCUGGGCUCUAUUAGAGCUCGGUAUGACUAGUGACUAUAAGAGACUCUAUGCAAUACCUGGGCUCUAUUAGAGCUCGGUAUGACUAGUGACUAUAAGAGACUCUAUGCAGUACCUGGGCUCUAUUAGAGCUCGGUGUGACUAGUGACUAUAAGAGACUCUUUGCAGUACCUGGGCUCUAUUAGAGCUCGGUAUGACUAGUGACUAUAAGAGACUCUAUGCAAUACCUGGGCUCUAUUAGAGCUCGGUAUGACUAGUGACUAUAAGAGACUCUAUGCAAUACCUGGGCUCUAUUAGAGCUCGGUAUGACUAGUGACUAUAAGAGACUCUAUGCAAUGCAUGUGCCAACCAAUGCAGUAUUCAUUCUGAACCAAUUGUACUAUUUCUUUGUACCUCUUUCUAUAGGUCAACUUGUUUUGCUAAUAUUUAUUAAUAACAUGACAAUACCUUGCUAUUACAGUAUUUAAAAUGUACCACGGACACUUCAUUCUGUCUUACUAGCAAACAAUCAGCAUGACUCUGAAAUAUACAAUGAGAUUCAACGGGAAUACAUAUCACAUGUCACCAGUUAUUACUGCACCUGACUGCAAUAAAAUAAAAUACUUUACAUGAAUGAACAGAUGGGAUAAAUAUUGAAAAUAGACAUGUUUUUUUGUUAUUAGCCUAGUAUGAAUGUGUUUUUUUAUUAUUAUUACACACGUUGGUCAAUACUGAAAUCAAAGAAAGUGCCAGUGAAUGAUAUGGAUGGUUCACUGCAUACAGUAUAUGCUUUAACUGUAGAUGAAAUUAAGUAAAUUAUGGUCUGGAUUUAAAAUAAAUAUAAACGCUUACAAUGUUUACUAAUUUUUGGAAUUUCUGUGUCUUUAAUUACUUUCAAUAAAAUGCUAAAUCAGUUGGA